CUGACUGUCAACUCUUACCGCCUCCAUCCAUCUUCAGUUGUAUUUUGUAUUAUUGUCUUUAAUGUUAUCAAGUAUUUACGUGUCGAACCCACUUGGUACUGCCGACACGUAAACAAUCGAAAUUAAUCGGUGUUCUGAUUCAUGAAUAAAUAAACGCUUUGAACGAAGUGAUAGUAUUGUUCCUGGCCAUCGGCGACAUCAUUUAGAAUAAUGGCCCAAGUGCACGAAUACAAAGUGGCAAUGACUUGCGAGGGCUGCUCAGGUGCUGUGGAACGGGUCCUGAACAAACAGAAGAAUAAGAUCGAGCAUUUUGAUAUCGACUUGAAGGCCCAGCAGGUUAAAGUGAGAACUGCCCUUGCAGCAGAUGAAGUGCUGGAAAUAAUCAAAAAGACUGGUAAAGACACCCAGUUCGUCUCCACUUCCCAAGGGGAUAAAUGAUGCAUCAACGUUCAGGACGUUUAAUCAAAUUCAACAAUUUCAACUUUAAGACGGCGGCUGAUUUUUACAAAGUUUAUUCCUGUAUUUGAAUGGUGAUUUUAUAUACUGAUUUUUUGCUCUUUUAA
Molecule: messenger RNA, 563 nt
Organism: Dendroctonus ponderosae (mountain pine beetle)
Lineage: Eukaryota; Metazoa; Arthropoda; Insecta; Coleoptera; Curculionidae
Gene: Atox1
Product: copper transport protein ATX1
Exons: 3
Coding region: 211-438 (75 amino acids)
Biological process (GO): copper ion transport
Cellular component (GO): cytosol
Molecular function (GO): metal ion binding; copper chaperone activity
Source: RefSeq, a predicted model, not a curated record